CCCACAGCCUAAACAGCGAAGAAAGCCCAUGAGGCACAAUUAUCAAUAUGGCGGCCAGAAACACGUCCGCCCGUCCUUCAACUUCAAAAGAUGUCUUACUUAUAUGUCACAAAUAUAUGUUUUCCUGUAAGUUGGAAUUAAGAGAAACAAUCUUUGACCAUGAUGAACUCUGGCCUUGGCAACGGUGUGCAUGGGGGAAUGGCAGGUGGGAUAGCGCAUAUUAACCACAGUAUGAUGGAGGAUGAUCUAAGUGAUGGACCAUCCUCACCUGAAAGUGCAUUUGAUGCAUCAGAUUUGAUGCACAGCUCUAUGGCGGAUGAAGUUACAGCUCAAUUGGCAGCUGCAGGACCAGUAGGCAUAGCUGCUGCAGCUGCAAUAGCAACUGGAAAGAAAAAAGGCCACCCCCACCAAUUUGAAACAAAUCCAUCUCGUAGAAAAAGACAGCAAACUCGUUUGUUGAGAAAACUGAAGAACACAAUAGAGGAAUACACAACGCGGGUCGGGCAGCAAGCUGUUGUUCUGUGUUGUACACCUGGAAGAACACCUGGGACUGCAAGUUCUUUGUAUAAAGUGUUUGGGUCUCAGCCCCUGGAAAAUGUGAUCAGAAAUUGUCGAAGCAUGGUAACCCAAGAACUGGAGAGUGCAUUGCAAGAGCAAGCUGCACAGCAUCAAGGCGACACCACACACCUUCAUGAAUUACCCCCUCUUGUCAUUGAUGGCAUUCCUACACCAAUUGACAAAAUGACGCAGGCACAGUUGCGCAAUUUCAUUCCUGAGAUGUUAAAAUAUUCCACCUGUCGCAGCAAGCCUGGUUGGGGUAAACCUGAAUGUAGACCUCCUUGGUGGCCAGCAGACCUUCCAUGGGCAAAUGUGCGGAGUGAUGCAAGAACAGAUAAGCGGGUUUCUUGGACAGAAGCUCUCAGGACUAUAGUUAAAGACUGCUACAAGCACCACGGCAGAGAGGAUUUACUUCAUGUUUUCAGUGAAGAAUCCACAACCCCAAGUGUUCAAACCAAUGCUCAAUUUGCUGGGACUAUGUUGCAAACAAUCAACAACCCAGACGGAACUGUGUCAAUCAUACAGUUGGACACUGGGCCAUCUGGCAAUUCAGUUUUUACUCUGCCUGAUGGCACCCAGGCAACUGUUGUCCAUGCGGUUAGUGCUGGUCCUCAUCAUGUCAACAUGACGGUAUGGAACUCCCAACUCAAGGAGGCAAGCCAGGCUGUGCAAACAUUGGCUGAGGUAGCAGCCAAUCAGCAGGAAGUGACCCCUGUCACACAGGUCAACAGUGUUGAGAUGGCUGAUGGUCACACAGCCAUGCAAGCAUUCACAACAGCCACAUUCAAUCAAAAUGGCCAGCUUAUAUUAUCAGGAGAUGGAUCCCUUGGGGCUUUACAGGGCAUCGUCACCAUUCCAGCAUCCAUGUACCAACAAAUGACUGGGUUGACUUUACCAGAGUCAGCACAGCAGGUAACUAUGGCAAGCGUUGGGAAUUUAAAAACAGAAAUCUCAGAAGUUUUACAUGGAGUAGAAGUCACAAGCAGUGAUGGUCAUCUCAAAACAGAAAUAGAAGUCUUACAAGGAGUGGAUCAUCAGCAGCUAUCAUGAUAUCUAGCCGACUUUUGACAUGUGUACAGCAACUGUCUUGAUUGAUAGCCCCUUACUGACAUUUCUCUAGCCAAUUCUUCCAUUUGCAACCACUCAGGCCUCUAGAGACCCAGUGAUCUCCACUUCAUCAAAGCUUGCAGUCCUUUGGCAUUUUAAUGGCUGCAUUUGUGAUAAUUUUUUAAAAUUUUUAACAUGUUUGUGGCUAAUUUGGUGUAAAUGAUUUUUUUGUACAAUUGUUAAUAUGUCACAUUAAAUUUAAAUUGAAAAAAAAAAAAACAAAUUGUGAA
Molecule: messenger RNA, 1895 nt
Organism: Physella acuta
Lineage: Eukaryota; Metazoa; Mollusca; Gastropoda; Physidae
Product: DNA-binding protein P3A2
Biological process (GO): regulation of transcription by RNA polymerase II
Molecular function (GO): DNA-binding transcription factor activity
Source: RefSeq, a predicted model, not a curated record